UCAGUACCCAGUCUUUACCGCGUUGUUUUGCCGCUCAUUGGAACAAUAAAAACAUGGACGAAAAGAAGCCAAAAUCCAACCAAAUAUUCAACGAAGUUCGCUACUUUAUCCCUUCAGAAUGUACCGAGGAGGUGAAGGAAAUUUUGAAGCAAGAAGGGGCGAAGAAGGAGUUCUAUAUCAGUGAUUUGGUAACCCAUGUGAUAUCAGACAUGGAGGAUGAAGCUUUGAUAAAUGAAGCAAAGGAAUAUGAUCUACCGAUAGUGACGCAAAGUUGGGUGACGACAAGUAUGAAAGCUGGAAUGAAACUACCAACAAAACCAUUCUCUCUUCAAAAAGAUGGUUUAUUCUCUGGGAUUAUAAUAUGCCCCUCCCAGAUCCCUUGUGAUGAUCUUGACAAGCUGUGGGCCAUGGUGACGUACCAUGGUGGUACAUGCCAAUUGAACCUGACACCAUCUUGUACUCACCUUGUUGUACCUCAAGCAAAUGGGGAGAAGUACAAUGCUGCCAUCAAAUCAGAAGGGAAAAUAAAAACAAUCACACCAAGUUGGAUUGUAGACUGCAUUAAAAGUGACAAACUACUUGACGAACUAAAUUACUUACCAUCUGAGUCUACCGAUACAACAAACUCGUCACAUGAUGAGAAAGAUCUUGAAAGUACAGAUGAUUCCAUGACAACGCCCUCAAAUCCAAGCUUGUGUACUGCCCCCUUAAGAACCACAGACUCAAGAAGUAGUGCCUUUACAAGUCCAGCUACUACAGAAUCUAGAAAACAAAAUAACAAAAAUGAGAAGCAUGAAGUGUUAGAAGUAAGAGAAACACCAGUGAAAACGGAAGGAGAAGCAAGUCAUAAUUACCAAUUUGUUGAAAAUAAUGUCUCUCGGGAUGAAGCUUGUGCUGUAAAACUAGAGGCACAAGCUAUAGAAGAACAUGCCGAGACAACAGAGGAUAGAAAUGAAAUGAGUAUGCUACAACCAGAAAACUCUGAACAAUCAUUGCUGCUCACUGGAUGUGUAUUCGUAGUCAGUGACUAUCAGGACUGUAUGGACCACAGUAUCUUAGACACAUGGAUCGAGUCCAUAACAGUGACAGGAUAUACAGGUGCUGAGAGGCUCUUAGUCAAGAAUAUGAUCUUCGUGAUAGGAGCCACAUAUACAGGAUAUCUGUCGAGGUCAAAUACUCAUAUCAUAUGUAAAAGCUCAGUAGGCGACAAAUACGCCAAGGCAAGAGAAUGGGGAAUACCUUGUGUGAAUGCUAAAUGGCUUGGAGAUAUCGUUACAUCUGCAAAGGUCCCUCCCUGUGCCCUCAAGAGGUAUUCAGUAUUUGGAGAGGACGACGACUUAUCUGCGAAUAUGGAUCAUGUAAAAGACCUCAUUGGUGCAUGGGCGAAUGACCCUACAGUACCCGAUAACACAGUAGACAUUAAGGAAUCCAAAGGAAUGAAAAGAAAACAAGCUGAAGUUGAAGAAGCGGAGGUCGAAGAAUCGCAAACCGCUAAGAAACAAAGAUUUUCAAAUUCAUCCAACAUUGAAAUGAAUAGCAAUACGCCUCGUGUUCUCUUUACUGGUCUGUCUAUUGGGAAAGUAUCCACUUUAAUGAAGAUGUUAACGGAGUUAGGUGGCGUUGCUGCAGAUUCACAUCGAACCUGCACGCAUCUUGUCGCUACUAAAAUUAUUCGUACCGUCAAGUUCCUUUCUGCCAUCUCCAUCGCGCAAUUCAUAGUUACGCCUAACUGGAUAGAAGAAAGUUUUGAAAAGAAACAAUUUUUAGAUCCAAAGUCCUUUUUAUUAGAAGACGUUGAAGCCGAGAAAGAACUCAAUAUAAGGCUGUCCGCAUCGAUCGAACGAGCACAAAGCCACAAACUAUUAAAGGACGUGCAAGUCUAUGCUACGCAGAAUGUACAACCAUCACCAUCGUCUCUGAAAGAAAUCGUAGAAAGCGCUGGCGGCCAGUUUUUAACGUCGAUUCCAUCAAGAACCAUGCUUAGAAACUUGAAAAACAGCAAAACAAAGGAGGGUAAACCUUCAUUGAUAGUUGUAACAUGCCAAGAAGAUUUGGAACUAUGCGAUACAUUCACCAAAUGUGGAAUUGAUAUUCACAGCACGGAAAUAAUUCUAGGAGGUGUGUUGAGUCAAGAACUAGAUCUCAAAACAUACAAAGUAAAGUUUAAGUAACAGAAUCACAUGGGAAUGGUAUUAUUAUCUGUAUCCUCUUCAUGGUCUAGUGGACUAAUCUCCUUCCACUCCCCUCCCCCUCCUCCUUCCCCCUCCCACCACUACCACUCAAAGGAGUGUUUCCCAGGAUUCAUAUUUUUAACAUUUUAUUAUGGAUUUUUAUAAAAUGUGCAUGGAGUGAUGAUAGCAUGCAAUGUGGGCACCCUUCUUGCUUGAUCAUAGUACUUUUCUGAUGAUUCAAUGUGGUCUAACUUGGGUACAAACAACCUUAUCGUGUCAAUAGUCCCCUUCACAGUUCCCUGUGCCAUCUUGAAAGGUAGCCGUGCCUUUGCAUCAAAGCGAGAUGAACGGUGAGCUUGCAA
This is a messenger RNA of Actinia tenebrosa (Australian red waratah sea anemone), 2533 nucleotides long. Its product is annotated as PAX-interacting protein 1. The record is from RefSeq and is a predicted model, not a curated record. Lineage: Eukaryota; Metazoa; Cnidaria; Anthozoa; Actiniaria; Actiniidae. Gene Ontology annotation, cellular component: MLL3/4 complex.